GCUGAGCGCCUGUCCCGGCGGCCCGGGAGUCACCCGGGGAAGGUGUCCUGUGACGGCCCUUGAUCAGCAAGGCUGCAAGUCAUGUAGAAGCCGCAGUAACUGCAGAGUCUCUGAUGGAUAAUUGGAUUGGGAGUAAUAUGUGGGAGGCUGUGGACUAUUUGCUUCCGACAUAGGAACAGCACUGGGUUGGGAAUCUGCACUCCUGAGAGAAUGCUGGGAAUCUGCAGAGGGCGACGGAAAUUCCUGGCUGCCUCGCUGACCGUCCUUUUUGUCCCAGCCAUUACGUGGAUUUAUCUGUUUGCUGGGAGUUUCGAAGAUGGGAAGCCAGUGUCACUGUCUCCACUUGAAUCCCAGCCCCACAGUCCUCGGUACACGGCAUCGAGCCAGCGGGAGCGCGAGAGCUUGGAAGUCCGCAUGCGGGAGGUGGAGGAGGAGAACCGUGUGCUUCGCAAGCAGCUCAGCCUGGCACAGAGUCGCAGCCCCUCGCACCACCGUGGCAAUCACUCCAAAACCUACUCCAUGGAAGAGGGGACAGGCGACAGCGAGACCCUGCGGGCUGGCAUUGUGGCAGGGAACAGCUCCGAGUGUGGGCAGCAACCAGCAGUGGAAAAAUGUGAGACCAUCCACGUUGCCAUUGUCUGUGCAGGGUACAAUGCCAGUCGGGAUGUUGUCACGCUUGUCAAGUCUGUCUUAUUUCACAGGCGAAAUCCACUCCACUUCCACCUCAUCGCAGAUGCAAUUGCCAAACAGAUCCUGGCGACUCUGUUCCAGACAUGGAUGGUCCCUGCUGUGCGCAUAGACUUCUAUGAUGCAGAUGAGCUCAAGUCGGAAGUGUCUUGGAUCCCCAACAAACACUACUCUGGGAUUUACGGGCUGAUGAAGUUGGUUCUGACUAAGACGCUACCUUCCAAUCUCGAGCGAGUCAUUGUCCUCGACACAGACAUAACAUUUGCCACUGACAUUGCUGAGCUAUGGGCCGUCUUUCACAAGUUCAAAGGGCAGCAGGUUCUUGGCUUGGUGGAGAACCAGAGUGAUUGGUAUUUGGGCAACCUUUGGAAGAAUCACCGGCCCUGGCCAGCGCUUGGGAGGGGCUACAACACAGGGGUUAUCUUGCUGCUUCUCGAUAAGUUACGGAAGAUGAAAUGGGAGCAGAUGUGGAGACUGACGGCAGAGCGGGAGUUAAUGAGCAUGCUAUCCACUUCACUGGCUGACCAGGAUAUCUUCAAUGCAGUCAUCAAACAAAAUCCCUUCCUUGUCUACCAACUCCCAUGUUUCUGGAAUGUACAGCUGUCUGAUCACACCCGUUCCGAGCAAUGCUACAGAGAUGUGUCUGACCUGAAGGUGAUUCACUGGAACUCACCAAAGAAGCUGCGAGUGAAAAACAAGCACGUGGAGUUUUUCCGCAACCUCUACCUGACAUUCCUGGAAUAUGAUGGGAAUUUGCUGAGACGAGAACUCUUUGGCUGCCCCAGUGAGGCAGACGUUAACAGUGAAAAUCUCCAGAAACAGCUGUCUGAGCUGGACGAGGAUGACUUAUGCUAUGAAUUUCGUCGAGAACGUUUCACUGUCCAUCGCACUCAUUUGUAUUUUCUACAUUACGAAUACGAGCCUGCGUCAGACAAUACCGAUGUAACACUGGUGGCUCAACUUUCAAUGGACAGGCUCCAGAUGCUUGAAGCCAUCUGCAAACACUGGGAAGGUCCAAUCAGCCUGGCACUCUAUCUUUCUGAUGCAGAAGCCCAGCAAUUUCUGCGCUAUGCCCAGGGCUCGGAAGUACUUAUGAGCCGCCACAAUGUCGGCUACCAUAUCGUGUACAAGGAGGGCCAGUUCUAUCCUGUGAAUCUGCUAAGGAAUGUGGCCAUGAAGCAUAUCAGCACACCAUACAUGUUUCUGUCCGACAUUGACUUCUUGCCCAUGUAUGGACUCUACGAGUACCUCAGGAAGUCCGUCAUCCAGCUAGACCUGGCUAAUACCAAGAAAGCUCUGAUUGUACCUGCUUUUGAGACCCUACGCUACCGCCUCUCCUUCCCCAAGUCAAAAGCAGAGCUGCUAUCUAUGUUGGACAUGGGAACCCUCUUCACAUUCAGGUAUCACGUCUGGACAAAAGGGCAUGCGCCAACGAACUUUGCCAAGUGGCGAACAGCCACCACCCCCUACCGCGUUGAGUGGGAAGCAGACUUUGAGCCAUACGUUGUUGUGAGGAAGGACUGCCCGGAGUAUGACAGGCGGUUUGUUGGAUUUGGCUGGAACAAAGUAGCUCACAUCAUGGAACUGGAUGCACAGGAGUAUGAGUUCACGGUGCUGCCCAACGCAUACAUGAUCCACAUGCCGCACGCCCCCAGCUUCGACAUCACCAAGUUUCGCUCCAACAAGCAAUACCGCAUCUGUCUCAAGACCUUGAAGGAGGAGUUCCAGCAGGAUAUGUCACGCCACUACGGCUUUGCAGCCCUCAAAUAUCUCACGGCAGAGAACAACAGCUAGCACAACGGAGCCCGUGUACAGGAAACGGACACCGGAGGGAGGAGCCACUCAACGUUUGGGGCCCAGUCUUCAAACUUCGAACUGAGAAAUACUUUCUGUUUUUAUAUCGUACUCGGCAGUUCUAACAGUAGAAAUUUGAAGUGACAUGUCUUCAGGCUAUGCUCAUUCGUCCCUUCCUCGACUACCCCAGGCCUUUCAGCUUUAGCAUUCGUGAGGUGUCAGCGAGAGGGUCCGGCCACGCGCCCGCCGUGCUGCCGGAGGUGGGGACUGGGCAGGGGCUGGGAAUGCACUCUGCUCUCUUAACUGCAGAGCAAAGACAGACCUUCAGAAUAUAGGAUUUCAUGUUGCUAUUUAAUAAUUUGACAUGCUUUUUAUCUGUAAAGGAAGAUCUUCGGGUCGCUGUCCUGUGAAUUUCAAAUCUGCACUACUCUAAAAGGGAACUUUCACCUGUGAACUUUCACAGGGGCCCUGUUAACAUGGAUGACCUUGUUAAUGCAGGAUGAGCCAAAGGUCUGAAUUAGCCUUGAAAACGAAGGGGACGCUUAUACAAUACUGCACUCCAGAGAAGGUGUGUUACUGGUUUAGGUGUAUACAUGAUAUCGGUUGGUCUUUUAUUCUCAAAUUAGUUGUUUUAUCAGGAAAAUCCCCUAUACCCCACCCUGCCUUUUUCCCAGUCCUAAAUGCUGCUCCUUUCCUUGCCAAGGAAAUGUCUCCCUUGUGUUUCUUGCCCAUCUUCAGUUCUGGUGGUCCAGUAAAGAAGAUCAGUAGCUCUGCUGGAAAGUGAACAAAACUUGUCAGUGUAAGGUCUGUUUUCACCAGAGCAACUUGUUCGUGUGUGUCUCGUAAAAUAAAGGGCCUGACUGUAAAACUUCAUCUUUUUUAGGCAAGAAUUGGAUUUUGCCUAUAAGGCACAUUGUGCGGGGGGAUAUUGAUUUGUAGGCUCAUUUCAGUGCAUGCCCGUCCGUGAAGGCAUUGGGCCUUGGCCUUUAAGUGGACUUCUUUGCUGAACAGGGAAUAUAAACAUGGCAACUAGUAGCCUUGGUGCUCUCCUGCUGCCUGCUGCAAGGUCUCAGAACUACUUCGUUAAAGGAGUUUAUAAUUAAAAGGAGCAGAACUGUUAGGAAUAAACUCCCCAUUCGAGGGGGAGAAAAGAAUGUGUUGGGAAUCUGAGUGUGAGUGUUUGCUUGAACGUGGGCUGGUCAAGUUCACAACUUCGGUACACACAGGAGUAUGCUGGAGGGCGGACAGGAAACCUAACAAGCAAAACGCAGAAAACAAGACACUGGACUUUUUACCAUUUUCUUUAUUCUUCAGUAUUAAUGUUGUGUUUACAUGGGAUGAAGAGAUGAGGUUUAAUGCACUACCCCUUGGAGGGCUAUUUGUAAUUUCUGUUGCAAUGUUAAUAGAGAAAGCAGAAACAAC
Gymnogyps californianus (California condor) is the source of this 3903-nucleotide messenger RNA. RefSeq names its product LARGE xylosyl- and glucuronyltransferase 1 (gene LARGE1). Lineage: Eukaryota; Metazoa; Chordata; Aves; Accipitriformes; Cathartidae. Gene Ontology annotation, biological process: protein O-linked glycosylation via mannose. The coding region runs from base 211 to 2481 and encodes 756 amino acids. Gene Ontology annotation, molecular function: glucuronosyltransferase activity; xylosyltransferase activity. The record is from RefSeq and is a predicted model, not a curated record. The transcript has 16 exons.